This is a messenger RNA of Chelonus insularis, 3770 nucleotides long. RefSeq names its product Syntaxin 1A (gene Syx1A). Lineage: Eukaryota; Metazoa; Arthropoda; Insecta; Hymenoptera; Braconidae. Gene Ontology annotation, biological process: synaptic vesicle fusion to presynaptic active zone membrane; exocytosis; intracellular protein transport. Gene Ontology annotation, molecular function: SNARE binding; SNAP receptor activity. The transcript has 10 exons. Gene Ontology annotation, cellular component: plasma membrane; presynaptic active zone membrane; endomembrane system. The record is from RefSeq and is a predicted model, not a curated record. Bases 182 to 1066 code for a protein of 294 amino acids.
AGCACUGCAGAAGCAGGCGAGUUAGCGAGUGUAUCGAUUUUACGAUCGUGUCUCUCGCGGUUAGUUUGUCCGUUUUGUUAGUUUUUAGUGGCCGUGCUUGUCGUACAUGGAUAAAAUUGUGAAUGGGAUUAUUUACUAGACACUACUCAUCUUACGUCCGUUGACUCUAAACUUGUUCAUCAUGACUAAGGAUAGAUUAGCAGCCCUUGUUGCGGCCCAAUCAGACGAUGAUGAAGUCGCGGACGAGGUAUCUGUCAAUGUGGGCGGGCAAGAAGAUUUCAUGACAGAAUUCUUUGCAGAGGUGGAAGAAAUACGUGAAAUGAUUGACAAUAUUCAGACAAAUGUAGAGGAAGUAAAGAAGAAGCACAGUGCGAUUCUAUCAGCACCUCAGACUGAUGAAAAGGUCAAAAUGGAGCUGGAGGAUCUCAUGGCUGAUAUUAAGAAAACCGCUAAUAAAGUUCGUGCUAAAUUAAAGGUGAUAGAACAGAACAUCGAACAAGAAGAGCACACGAAUAAAUCUUCAGCAGACUUGAGGAUACGCAAGACUCAACAUUCUACAUUAUCUAGAAAGUUUGUUGAAGUAAUGACUGAGUACAAUCGGACACAAACUGAUUACAGAGAACGAUGUAAGGGUAGAAUACAACGACAGCUUGAGAUCACGGGGAGAACUACGACUAAUGAAGAACUUGAAGAAAUGUUAGAGCAGGGAAAUCCAGCAGUAUUCACACAAGGGAUUAUCAUGGAAACGCAACAAGCCAAACAGACCCUUGCUGACAUAGAAGCUCGUCAUGCUGAUAUUAUAAAAUUAGAAAAUUCUAUCAGAGAACUUCAUGAUAUGUUCAUGGACAUGGCUAUGUUAGUUGAAAGCCAGGGUGAGAUGAUAGAUCGCAUAGAAUAUCACGUGGAGCACGCAGUCGACUAUGUGCAGACGGCCACGCAGGACACCAAAAAAGCACUCAAGUAUCAAAGCAAAGCCCGACGGAAAAUGAUCUUCAUUAUGAUCUGCGUCGUAAUAAGUGUCAUCAUAUUAAUCUCCAUUCUGCUAGCGUGCCUUCCAAUACCCUAAACGACCGAAAUAAAUGGAGAAAAAAAAUUGAUCCUGAUUGUAGUCUGCCUGACAGUGGCGGUCAUCAUUUUAAUUAUUAUUUUGGUUGAAACAUUAAGAUGAACAAGGAAACAAAACAAAAAAAAUACAAAGGAAAUACAGUGUCGAUGCAUUGCACAAAAUAAUUACACAAAUUUUCAUUUAAAAAAAAAGUUGCAAUAUACAUUAAUUAAUUGUUCUGUUUACCAAUAGACAGUUGAAACAAAGGGACAUAACUAAGGCUAGAUAUGAAAUGACGAAAAAAAUGUAGAAUAUCCUAAUUGUUAAAUCUCAGUCUCAUCAAAAACUGCCAAAUAUUAAAUAUUGUAGUUUUAAAUUUUUUUAUUUAUAUUCCAGACUAUAAUUUGUUUUUUUUAAUAAUUUAUUUAAACACUAGUCAAAAUUAUAAAUUAACAAUUUAAUUCAGUAUUUUUGUAUGAGAACUAGUCACUUUUUAUACAAUCUCUAUCUUCACUUUUUUUGAAACAUAAAAGUGAAUUAAUUUAGGACUGUAAUCUCAUACAUAAAAUUAAAAUAGAAUUUUAACAUUUUUAUAAAUAAUUUUUUUUACAUUUUUCAUAAAAUUUAUCUUUUAUGGAAUUAAUUUAUAUUUUUUUACGCAAAAGAUUUUGCUGUGAUUGAGAUAAAUAUUUUACAUUUUUUUCAUCAUAAUUAAUUUCCAAAAAAGCCGGCAAUAAAUUAAAAUUGAACUUGCACAAUGAUUUGAACGAAGCAGUAUAAUGCGAUACGUACAUUUGAUAAAUAUAACUUAUUGACAAAAAAAAAACCCCUUAAUCACUUAAUGUGAAAUGUAAAUAUGAAAGUUCAAUUUAAUAGUAAUAAAUAAUAAAUAAACGCGUGAAAGACAAAAGACAUAAUAAUAUUAUUGUAUAGGUACUUAUCAAAAAAUAAAAAAACUUAAAAUCAGAGUGCGAGUGAAAAAAAAAGGAUAAUUUUCAGGAUUGUUGAAUUAAAAGCAACAAAUGAGCUCGUAAUUUUUUUUUUCUCACAAAGUUAAUAGUGAUUGUCACGCCAAUAUACUCUAUACGAUAAACAAUAAAUGAAAUAAUAGAUACAUAAUAAUUAUUAAUUAUUAAAUAAAUUAAGAGUAAUUAAGUUAUAUUGACAUUAUAAUUUAUAGUAGAUUAAAUAAAUUGAACAAAAUGGUUAAAAGUAACAAUGAAAAACAUGUACUUAGUGUAGUUGACAUUUUACAGUCCAAAAAAUGUUCAUUUAUAUAAACAAUAAUGUACAUAAAUAAGAGUCAAAAAUGAUGUAUCACGUGAGGAAUAGUUGAUGAUACUUAAGAUUAUAAAAUUACUGCGACUGUUUACAUAAUGGAGGUGAAAAUGAGAGUAGUAACAAAAAAAAAAAUAGAAAACAAUUGAAGCAAAAUGAGAUUCAAGAACGACAACAGAUAUUGUACAUAUUUGCACUGUGUAUAUUGGGUCGAGGAUCAGUCUGAGUAAGUAUCGAUCAGGAAUAGAUGUUAUUAUGUCCUACUACUACUACUACUGUUACUAUUAUUGUUAUAUAUAUAUAUAUGUAGCUAACACACACGCCUUAGCACUCAUCUAACUUUAAUCCUUUUUGGAAUACAAAAAUUCCUUUUUCACUCCAGUUCAUCAAAUCGCAUGAGCUGAGCGAUGCGUACAUCAUUCGAUCCACAGUUAUCAUUUUUCUGUUUCAUAUCUUUUUAUUAUUAAUAAAAACCACGCCUUUUGUUUAUCAGCAACCGGUUGCUCCUGCAUGGAAAAGAAACAUGACUAAGUACUGUGAUACUCAAUAAUAUAUUAAUUCAAAAAUUAUUAAAGUAAAUUUAAACGUUAAUGAUUUUUAUGAGCACAGUUCUGGUGAUUUGUAGAACUUGUACUAUUCUAGACAGUGAUCAGUACUGUGCUCAUAAGAAUCAUUCAUAUUUAGAUUCAUUUUUAUAACAAUAGUUUUUAAAUCAAGAGAUUAGUAUGUAGCAUAGUACUGAGUCAUGUUUUCUUUUCUCUGUGCAAUUAUUCCAAGCAACAAUCAAACUCCAUGUUGUCAGCGAUGGAAGGUUGACAACGUUGAACUCCCAAUUGUUGACUUUAUGGCUUUAGCUGACUUGCUCACAAAUUCAUUUAACCGAAAGAUAUUUUUGUUAACUGUACUAUGCCACGGUGACACCAGCAGGAAAUAGUGUCUGCUUGACGAGCAUCGAAUCACUGUAGUGAUAAUCAAUGUAGUGAUGAGGGUAGACAAGUCUCUUACAAAAAUGUUUCAAUGAAAGGUGUGAUCGUUAUUGACAGAAACAAGAUAUGAAUCAAAUGAUGUACGUAUUGCUCAACUUGUCUAAUUUGAUAAACUGGAAUGCACUAGGGAUUUUUGCAAUUCAGGAAGGAUUAGAGUUAGAUGAGUGAUGAAACAUAGGUGUAAGAAACGUAUGUAUGUAGUUGAUGCUACAUAUACUCUAUUUUGUCACAGUAACUUGCUUGAUGUUUAUUUCGCUAACUUUAUUUUGUAUAUUAUUUAUAUUCGAUUUACAUUAAUCUGAUUAUGAAUUGUUAUACCAAAUGCAUGAGUAGGUUUUGUCUAUGAGCUUGGUAGAAAUAAUGCACUCCUGUUUACGCGUUAGCUCUUUGAAAUGUAUUUAUUUUAAAUUGAGAGAUUUAGCUGGAGCAAAGUGGAUUUGAAAUACAUACAUUUUGAUGUA